CGCCCACAUAACCCCCUAUCUUAUGUUUCGCGCUAAACGGUGUCGGUUCUUUGAAAACACGAAGUCUGGGUUGGGACAUUAAGAGAGUUUUCAUAAGCAAAACGGUGUCGCAUGAGACAAAAUCGCACUUUCCAAAUUCCAAUAUUGUCCCAAGCAAAGCCCGGAAACUGCCCCAACUCUAACAGGGACUCUGAUCUCUUCGGCGACCCUAAAAACGUCCAAACACACCAAUCUUCCACGACCCACUUCCCCCGAUCGCUCUCUCUUUCUUCCUCUUUGUUUGGGAUCCAAGAAAAUUACAAACCCCCCUUGUUAUUUCCCCUUUCCUUAAUUUCAAAGGUUUUUUUCUAAUUAUUAUUUUUUUAAUCAAAUUAAGAUUAUCCAUUUGGAUUUGGAGGGUGUAGUGUACGUGAUAUGCGCUCUCGUAUUUAAACAGUCUCUUUUGCUAUGUAAAUAGCUUUCUGGGAAUGUGCUAUAUACACUACCCAGUCAGCGUUCUUAAAAACUUUUGGCUAUAUGUGCUUUAGUUUCCCAACUUUGUCAUGCACCCCUGUAUUUUCCGGGUUAGUGAUGCAAAGUAUGUGCGGGAACUAGUGCAAUGGCAACAUCUGGUAAGUUUGACAUCUCUGGUAGCCCAGACAGACCUUUAUAUAUCAGCGGGCAGCGCGGAUCCCACAUAGCUCCUCCAUUGGACAGAUCGGGUAGCUUUCGUGACAGCGUAGAUAAUCCAAUUUUGUCUUCUCUUCCGAACAUGUCAAGAAGCACCUCCUCAGUAGGACAUGGAGAUUUGCUGAAUUUCUUUCAUUGCAUAAGAUUUAAUCCAAAGGUCGUGGCUGCAGAGCAUAAAUCUCUCAUUCAAGCAGACUUUAAACGACAUGUAAAUGUUGCUCUUGGAAUUUCACCAGAUGAAUCUCCUUCUGUCUCUACAAAAGGAAAGAUGCUUCCAUCUCCAUCACCAGAGGAAAUCAAACGAGUCAAGUCUGGUCUGCGCGAAAGCAGUGUCAAGGCCAGGGAACGAGUGAAAAUUUUCAACGAAGCUUUAUCAGUAUUCAAUAAAUUUUUCCCAAAUGUACCAUCUAAAAAGAGAUCCCGAUCAGAAGGUUUUCCUAGUGAUCGGUCUGGUGCAGUGUUGUCGAAUGACCGGUCAGGUUUAGGGCCAAGCAUGGGUAAGAUAGGAAUUCAAAGUCACUCCAUUCCAGGUAGUUUUGAAUUAGAGCAGCAGAAGUCAGAAGAAAGGACAAAAACUGCUCUCCCAAACAAACGCACUCGGACUUCUUUUGCGGAUGCUAAGAUGGAUGGGCGGAGUAACACACUACUCAGGCCAUCUGGGGUUGUAGAUAGGGAUAGAGAAAUGCUGAGGCUUGCAAAUAGUGGUGCAGUACAGGGUGAGGAUAGAACUUUAUCUAUUGGAGUUGAUGGCUGGGAAAAAUCAAAAAUGAAGAAGAAGCGUUCUGGGAUAAAACCAGAUGUUUCUCCAAGUAUUGUAUCAACUAAAUCAAUUGAUGGCUAUCGGGAGACCAAACAAGGAAUGCAGCAAAGACCAAUUACUGAUGCACGAUCAAGGUUAAAUAAUGACUCGCAUGGAUUUAGGCCAGGAUUAACCGGUGGUGUUGUUGGAGUUGGAAAAUCAGAUGUAAUGUCACAACAGACUGGCUUGGGAAGCCGUUCAUCCCUCCCUAGGACAGAUCCGGAUAACAGUUCCCUUAUCAAUGAUAAGAGAGAUCGUCCUAUUGGUUCAGAUAAGGAAAGGGUGAACGUUAGAGCUGUUAAUAAGGCAAAUACUCGUGAUGAAUUAAAUUCAGCUAGUCCUAUUUCAAAUGCAAAAGUAAAUGCAUCUGUCCGAGCUCCACGAUCAAGUACGGGAGUUGUGCCUAAGUUAUCUCCAGUUGUUCAUAGAGCAACUGCUUCCAAUGACUGGGAGAUUUCUCAUUGUACAAACAAGCCCCCUUCUGGUGUUGGAGCUAAUCGAAAACGGAUGGCAUCCACAAGAUCUUCCUCCCCACCUGUCCAUUGGGCAGGCCAAAGACCACAAAAGAUCUCCCGUACUGCAAGACGAUCAAAUUUUGUUCCUAUUGUUUCAAGUAAUGAUGAAACUCCUACCAUGGAUAGCCCAUCUGAUGUUAGUAAUGACAUUAGUUUGGGAUAUGCAAAACGCAUGCCAGGCAAUUCGCCUCAGCAAGUUAAGUUAAAAGGUGAUCCAUUGUCUUCAGCUGCCUUAUCUGAAAGUGAGGAGUCAGGACCUGCUGAAAUGAAGUCUAGGGACAAAGGAAAAAAGUCUGAUGAUGUAGAUGAGAAAGCUGCACAGAAUAUUCAAAAAGUGUCCCCGCUGGUCUUGUCAUCAAGAAAGAAUAGACUAGUAACUGGGGAAGACCUUGGGGAUGGUGUUCGGAGGCAGGGGAGGACUGGGCGAGGAUUCGCUUCGACGAGGUCUCUUAUGCCAAUGACAGUAGAGAAGAUAGGCAAUGUGGGAACGGCAAAACAGCUUAGAAGUGCCAGACUUGGUUUUGAUAAAACUGAAAGUAAGGCGGGUCGUCCACCAACUAGAAAACCUUCUGAACGCAAAACCUAUACACGCCAAAAAAAUACACUUAAUGUAGCUGCAGAUUUUCUUGUUGGGUCAGACGAUGGGCAUGAAGAACUUUUGGCUGCUGCAAAUGCUGCUGUUAAUCCUGGCCGUGCCUGUUCCAGCCCAUUUUGGAAGCAGAUGGAGCCUUUUUUUGGUUUUAUUUCUGAUGCAGACAUUACUUACUUGAAGCAACAGGGAAACAUUGAAUCAACUGCACAGACAGCUGCCCAAGCUCCUUCAAGUGUAGAUGCUUGCAAUAAUUUGCCUAAUGGAUUUGGGUUAAUCGAAUCUGAAUCAAGGAAUGAUGAAUUCCUUUUAGAACAAUUAGAAUCAGGAACAGGAGAUCAUAAUGAAAUUCCCCUUUGUCAAAGACUCAUAGCAGCGCUGAUUUCAGAGGAGGAUUAUAGCAGUGGAAAUGAAGAUCUGAAAGAUGAUGCAUAUCAACCUGAACUUGAUCUGGAUGGAGAGUUAGGAUCAAAUAGUUUUGAUCACCAAUCAUUACUUAACUUUCAGUUUGCUGGGAAGACUGCCUUUAAUGGUUAUAGGAUAAAUGCGCAAUCAGAACACAAUGAGCUGGAAACUGAUAUGGCUGACAUAGCACACAAGACAAUGAACUCGAACUUGAGUCAUCCAUUAAAUGGCUUACUACCAGACCAAGAACUGAUGCCUAACAGGCCCUGCUCAGAAAUUCAAUACGGAAUUAUGCCCAUGAAUGAGAAACUUCUCUUGGAGAUUCAAAGCAUUGGAAUUUUCCCAGAAUCAGGGCCUCACAUAGCACAAAUAAGGGAUGAAGAAAUCAGUCAGGAGAUAAGUAAAUUUGAGGAGAAGUAUCAUGAACAGGUCCUCAAAAGGAAAGGCUUGCUGGAUAGGUUGUUGAAGUCUGCCUCAGUAACAAAAGAUCAUCAUGAGAAGGAGUUUGAACAGUGUGCUCUUGAUAAACUCGUCACAAUGGCCUAUGAAAAGUAUACGGCUUGCUGUGGUCCGAAUACUAGCGGGAAGAGUUCGAGUAAUAAAAUGGCCAAGCAAGCUGCUUUAGCAUUCAUUAAGAAGACAUUGGAACAAUGUCAUAAGUAUGAAGAGACGGGAAAGAGCUGCUUUAACGAACCCUUAUUUAGGGAUAUCUUUCUUGCGGGAUCUAACAUUAAUUAUGCGCGACAAGCUGAUUCUGCAACAGAGGGCGAAUCAAGCAAAGGAUAUGCUUCCAUCCGGUAUUUGGAAGGCAGAAUUUCAGCUUCCAUGGGUUCACAGCAGAGCCCGUCCCAGUUCGGUCAGAUUGUUGAUAACCACGAUAUUUCUUCAGAUGUGCUUGUGCCUGGGAAUCACUUAUCUGAACAAUCUAUAGGGAAAGAAGAUAUGUGGUCAAACAGAGUGAAAAAGAGGGAAUUGUCACUUGAUGAUCUUGGCAAUACAAUUGGCACUUCAAUAGCUCCAGGCAUGGGAACAUCUCUGUCAAGCAGUGCUAAAGGAAAAAGGAGUGAGAGGGACAGAGAUGGAAAAGGGCAGAAUAGAGAGGUGUUAUCUAGAAAUGGAAAUGCCAAAAUAGGGCGCCCUUUAUCCAAUGUUAAGGGAGAAAGAAAAUCUAAAACAAAGCCUAAGCAGAAAAUGACCCAGCUAUCUGUUUCAGUAAAUGGCCUUCUUGGCAAGGCAUCUGAGCAAGCUAAAUCAGCAGUGCCUUCUAUGUCAAGGUCAAACGAAAUGACUAGAAGCAAUAAUGCCAAGGAAAAGAAUGACUUUGGCUUAGGUGUAUUGGAUGACCCUGAGUCUAUUGACUUGUCUCACCUGCAAAUACCUGGAAUGGAUGUACUGGGUGUCCCUGAUGAUCUUGAUGGUCAAGGGCAGGAUUUGGGUUCAUGGUUGAACAUUGAUGAUGAUGGAUUACAAGAUCAUGACUUUAUGGGCGGCCUUGAAAUUCCAAUGGAUGACCUCUCAGACUUAAAUAUGAUGGUUUGAAGCUUCUCUGUAUAGACUUGUUCAUUAUACGAUUGACAAACGAAACAAAACUGCUGUUGUCAAGAAAUGACCAGUUAUAUGUUAGUCAUUUGGCUCUCCUGUCUACAGUUAGGUUAUAUAGAUUCUUUUUUAGGCUCCAGCACAAGUUGAUUUUUGAGUGAACCUUUCGGAUGUUUUUUCUUUUAUUCUGCUGUAUUAAGUCGGUGACUUUGACUGUAAAGAUCUUUUUGUUCAAGGUACAAGUUAGUAUGUCUUAGUGAUUAUAUCUUAGCAAACAUGUAUUCCGCUGUAGCUUUUACAAAUCAGAGAACAAUGCCUCUUGUAAAUACAUUUCAUAAUCCUAAUAAAAUCAGCUUUUUGGUCAACAAGAAAAUCUCUCAUGGCGCAGCUUGGAAUAAAAGAUUGAGCUUGCCAAUGGUAAGAAUUCUUCUUAUCUAGUCUUUGUCAGCUUCACUAUAAAUUUGAGGCAGAUUUCAACUGGCCAGACAGUUUUGGAUUUGCUCACAAGGACUAUAUUAGAACCUGGAAGAAAUCGAGCGUCCGUCUUUCCUGUAUUCAUACAUUGUACUUAAUCUCAAAUUACUAUGUUUGGCUACGCUGCAACUCAAAUGAAUUGAGGUUUAUCACUGCAACUCAGAACAUCAUAUUAUAUUUUGACGCUCAGCUCAGGUUACCCAUCAGUGCCAAAUAAUCUUGUGGCAGGCUCAUUUCUUACUCUGGUGUGUUGCUCACCAUCAGGUCCUUGUCAACGGUUUAGAAAUUUCAAAGUUAGUCACUCAAGAAUUUGCAUCUUAAGCUUUGGAUUUGUUUGCAGGUAGCAUCUUCAUCACACUGAUACACACAUUCACGUAGGUCUUUUUUUUGGUCAGACCAAAUACUGGUUUCUUCUGUAACAGUGUAAUAGUUUGUUUUUCAUAAAGGAUAGUCUAUAAUGUACUGUCCAGCUUAAAUUUUGUUCUUCCAAAUAUGCAGUAGGACUGCUGUGAGCUCUCUUGUAUUUCGAGUUGCAACCUGCAAGUGCAAUGGAGCUCCUGAUCUAGAGUGUUGUCUUCAUUAAGCUUUAGUUGUACUGCUUAUUUGUAAAUAUUCUCCCUGUAUAUUAAAAAAUAUUGAAGUGAAAGAUUAAAGGGUAUAGUAACGAUCAACAUCAUUUGGAUA
Humulus lupulus (European hop) is the source of this 5674-nucleotide messenger RNA. RefSeq lists its product as uncharacterized. The transcript is spliced from 18 exons. Lineage: Eukaryota; Viridiplantae; Streptophyta; Magnoliopsida; Rosales; Cannabaceae. The record is from RefSeq and is a predicted model, not a curated record. Bases 599 to 4516 code for a protein of 1305 amino acids.